This is a messenger RNA of Daldinia decipiens, 591 nucleotides long. RefSeq lists its product as uncharacterized. Bases 157 to 498 code for a protein of 113 amino acids. The transcript has a single exon. The record is from RefSeq and is a predicted model, not a curated record. Lineage: Eukaryota; Fungi; Ascomycota; Sordariomycetes; Xylariales; Hypoxylaceae.
AAAGAAGUUGAAAUAGCGCCGGGAAUUAUCCGACCACCGCCUACUGCCCACCGCCUUACCGGGACCAUAGUUGGGCAAUGGCUGGUAGCUACGACCUAAAGUACAUAUGUAUGUAAGCAGCUAGGUAGUACCUACCUAGGUACAUAGGUAUGUAUAAUGUACACUAAAGCACAAGGUAGCGUCGCCAAGAUCACUAAUAAGCCUCAGUGGGGACCCUUUCCCUUUUGGCAGAAAAGCAUAACCGAUCGACAAAAAUUGAUGGAGGGGCAGAGGGGCAGAAGGUGGCAGACAGAAAGAGCCCCGCGGAUCGCUCUUGCUUCCAUGCCGCAUGUGUUUGGAGUCGGUGUUAGUAUUGGCUUAGACCCUUGGGAAACUUUAUUUCUCUCAUCACUUUCUUUUCUUUUCCUCUUCUUUUCCUUUCUUUCUUAUUUGACCGGCAAAUAUUUACACUUUCACAACUCGGCUAUCCUUCUCACGAGCUUGCUAGACGUCAGGUAGCAAAAAAACCCUUCAUUUAUCGUGUGACGUCAUUCCGUUUUCUAGGAUAUCAGACCAAAGUCCUUCAUAUACAAGAUCUAUUAGAGUAUAGGA